GUAGUCACGGAUAUCUCUCGAGUAAUGGAGUGAUAAUUCGCUCCACGUUAAUUCGAUUAGAUCUCGCGGUCCCGAAAUACGUUGCUCGUUCUUCGUAAUCAACGUUGUACUGUUUCAGGCAAAUCAACGUUAAACUGGCUACGUAAUACGCGUUUAUUACUUGGCCGGAUUUCUUUAUUACGGUAGAUGCUACUGUAAGGACUUGGCACGAAACAGGACAAUCCCAAAAUGCAGCAGCAGUCAGUAAUGGAAGAGGGAACGGCCUACGAGCCACCUACUUAUGAUGAAACAUUCCCUGUCCUUCCCGAAUCAUCUAGCUCCAAUUCUGGACAGUUAAAUAUAUUUUCUAUAAACAACAGUUUACAACUUGGGCGUAUAACUAUUACACAGAUGUUCCGCGUACCGGGGGAAGAGCGCAAGUUUGAUCACAGUGAUAAAUUUGGCGAACGUGAAUCUAUCCGUACAUGUAAAACCAUUAUGAAAGAAACAAAUACUAUUAUUGAAAUUGCAUCAUCUAAGGAUCAGUCUCUAACAUUUCUUAUAACUGGAAAGCAAAAUCAGGUUCUGGAAGCCAAACGGCGCAUUUUAACAACAUUUCAAACUCAGGCAAGUAAGCAGAUUAGUAUUCCUAAGGAUCAUCAUCGUUGGAUUCUUGGAAAGCAAGGACAGAGAUUGAAAGAUCUGGAACAGAAAACUGCUACAAAGAUUAAUGUUCCUGGUGUGCAAGAUCAAUCAGACAUAAUAACAAUAACAGGAACAAAGGAAGGCAUAGAAAAGGCUGAACAUGAAAUUAGAGUUAUCUCUGAUGAACAGUCUAGAAAAGCUUUCGAAAGGAUAACUGUGCCAAAAAUAUAUCAUCCAUUCAUAUAUGGUGCGCAUAAUGAAAAUCUCAAUGUUAUGAUAGCGGAAACUGGUGCUCGCAUCAAUAUCCCUCCUGCAUCAGUACAGCAGGAUGAGAUAACUAUAGCUGGGGAGAAGGAAGGAGUUUUAGCUGCAAAGCAAAAGAUUGAAAGUAUCUAUAAAGACAUGGAAAAAAGAUGUACUACGGUAUCUGUAGAAGUUCCCAAAUCUCAGCACAAAUAUGUAAUUGGACCACGUGGUAGUACCAUAGCAGAGAUAUUACAAACAACUGGUGUAAGUGUAGAAAUGCCUGCACCUGAUUCUGCAACUGGUACCAUAACCCUUAGAGGACCCCAAGAGAAACUUGGUCAGGCACUUAACAAGGUGUAUGAAAAGGCAAACAGUGUUCGUACUGCUGUGGUGGAAGCUCCAGUUUGGAUACAUAAAUACAUUAUUGGACGCAAGGGUGUAAAUAUCAAGAAAAUUACCCAAGAAAUGCCAAAAGUAAAUGUAGAGUUUACAGGAAAGGAAGAUAAAAUUAAAAUAGAAGGUCCACCUGAGGAAGUAGAGAAAGCACAAAACGAGCUGCAACUCAUGGCCAAUGAUCUUAUUGCUAAGCUCACUUUCACAGAAUUGAAUGUUGAUCCAAGAUUUUACAAACAUAUCAUUGGGAAAAACGGUUGCAAUGUGAACCGUGUUAAAGAAGGAACAGGUGUGGUGAUUAGUAUCUCUGAAAAUGAUGGCAGUAAUAUCAUUCGUAUUGAAGGCAAUCUUGCUGGUGUGUUAAAAGCUCAAACAGAACUUGUAGAAAUGGUGAAAAAGCUAGAGAAUGAGAAAGAAAAGGAUGUGAUUAUAGAUCACAGAUAUUAUCGUAACAUAAUUGGUAACAAAGGAGAUAAUAUCAAAGAGAUUAGAGAUAAAUUCAAUCAAGUACAAAUUACUAUACCUGGACCAGGUGAAAAAGGAGAUAUAGUGAAGAUUAGAGGACCCAAAGAAGAUGUUGACAAGUGCCAUAAACAUCUAAUGAAGCUAGUGAAAGAAUUAAAUGAGAGUAAUCAUGUAUUGGAAGUACCUAUUUUUAAACAAUUUCACAAGUUUGUCAUUGGAAAAGGCGGCGUUAAUAUCCGCAAGAUCAGGGAAGAGACACAAACAAAAAUCGAUUUACCUGCUGAAGGCGAAAAGAGCGAUGUUAUUACUAUUACUGGAAAGAAAGAAAAUGUGGAGAAAGCUAAAGAAAUGAUACAAAAGAUUCAAAAUGAAUUGGCUAACAUUGUUACUGAGGAAAUUACUAUUCCACCAAAGUUUUACAAUUCCCUCAUCGGUACUGGAGGUAAAUUAAUACAUUCUAUUAUGGAAGAUUGCGGAGGUGUCACAAUUAAAUUUCCUACGGCGGAAAGUAAAAGCGAUAAGGUCAGCAUCAGAGGGCCAAAGGACGAUGUGGAGAAAGCGAAAGCGCAACUCUUAGAACUAAGCAAUGAGAAGCAAUUAUCUAGUUUUUCGGCUGAAGUGCGUGCCAAAGUUCAACAUCAUAAAUUUCUCAUUGGAAAGAAUGGUGCCAACAUCAAAAAGAUAAGAGAAUCCACAGGGGCACGGAUUAUAUUCCCAACGGACGAAGAUCAAGAUAAAGAAGUGAUUACAAUUAUAGGCAAGAAGGAAGCAGUCGAGAAAGCUAAAGCUGAAUUGGAAGCCACAAUUAAGGAAAUUGACAAUAUUAUCGAGGGUGAAAUUCGUAUCGAUCCUAAACACCACAGACAUUUCGUCGCGCGAAGGGGCGGCGUUCUGCAUCGAAUCGCCGACGAAUGCGGCGGCGUGCAGAUAUCGUUCCCGCGAGCGGGCGUCGACAGCGAUCGCGUUAUCUUGAAAGGUUCACACGAAUGCAUAGAAGCUGCGAAACAACGUAUGCGAGAAAUCGUUCAGGACUUGGAAUCUAUGGUAACGGUGGAAUGCAUAAUACCACAAAAGCACCAUCGCACGGUAAUGGGUGCCAAGGGUCGCAAGGUGCAAAAUAUAACAUCCGAAUACGACGUGCAAAUCAAAUUUCCCGAUCGCGAUGUUUAUGAAGAACAAAAAAUACCAGAACAGAUUAACGGCGAAAAUGGAGAAAUCGGAGAAAUUGUCCUAGCUUGCGAUAUAAUUCGUAUUACCGGACAACCGGAGAACGUUGCUGCCGCCAAGCAAGCUCUACUCGAUCUCGUGCCUAUUACGAUUCAAGUAGACGUACCGUUCGAUUUUCACCGCUCGAUAAUUGGGCAGAAAGGUAAAGAUGUGCGGGAAUUAAUGAAUACGUAUGACGUACACAUUAUGCUCUCCCCGGCAGAGGAAAAACUUGAUUACAUCAAGAUCUCUGGAACGCCGUCGUGUGUUCAAAGUGCCAAGGAAGCUAUACUUGAAAAAUGCGAGACAUUGAAAGCCGAACGAGAAGACCGAGCAUUAAAGUCCUUUGAAUUGAAGCUCGAAGUCGAUCCGGAAUAUCAUCCAAAAAUAAUUGGUCGAAAAGGAGCGGUGAUCAGUAAAAUACGUAGUGACCACGAUGUUCAAAUUAACUUCCCGCGCAAGGGUGAUCCCGAGGAGCACAUUAUCACGAUAACUGGAUAUGAAAAGAAUGCGUACAGUGCCCGGGACGAUAUCAUGAAGAUCGUCAACGAAUUGAAUGGCUUGACUAAAGAGGAAGUACAGAUAAACGCUGCUGUGCACUCGCGCUUGAUCGGUGCAAAAGGUAGAAACAUUCGUAAAAUAAUGGACGAAUAUAAAGUAGACAUAAAGUUCCCGAGGAAAACCGAUGCCGAUCCUAAUAUCGUAACAAUCGUGGGAGCGGAAGAGAAUGUAGCCGAUGCGAGGGAACGUUUACUAAAUCUAGAGGAGGAAUACAUGCAAGAUGUGAUAGAGAAUGAAUAUCGCGAGAGUCUGCGUUCGCCUCAACGCGACGAUGGCAACGUCGGCGGUAACGAAAACGAUACUGGCUUCAUUGUGAAGGGGGGACCGUGGGAGCAGCAGCAGCAGCAACAUCAGCAGCCUCAAAGCGCGCCCAAUACAGCCAGCGUGGAAGAAUUUCCGCAAUUCGCCGGUUAUUCUCACGUGCCCGUCGCGACCCCAGACGGUCCCUGGGGAAUAAAGCGUUAAAAAACAUAAUCUAAAAAAAAUUCAUUAAACAAAGAAAGAAAAAAAGAUAAAAAAAAAAAAAAAACAA
This is a messenger RNA of Cataglyphis hispanica, 4027 nucleotides long. RefSeq names its product vigilin (gene Dp1). The transcript is spliced from 22 exons. Gene Ontology annotation, cellular component: cytoplasm; nucleus. The record is from RefSeq and is a predicted model, not a curated record. Gene Ontology annotation, molecular function: mRNA binding. NCBI's taxonomy places the organism in Eukaryota, Metazoa, Arthropoda, Insecta, Hymenoptera, Formicidae. Bases 229 to 3960 code for a protein of 1243 amino acids.